AUGUUUGCUUUCGCUCAUUGGCAACACCGUAUUUUUUUCGACGACCAGCGAAUAGCUCUAAGUGCUUUUGCUGCUGCUGCUGUCGCCGCUGCUCAAGUCAAAAUACUCUCGCGGAAACUGGAAUUCAUCUAUCUAUUUCUCUUGCUGCGACUGAGCCUGGGAAACCGAUGUCUGGAUGCAGAGCCCGCAGAUGCAGUUCAAGCCGAGAACGGCCGCAAGCACGGGAAGGCCGCCGGUCAAUCGAAAAAGCUGUUAUUUCCGAUACAAAUCAUCGUCUCAGACGAAGAAUUCGCUCUGAAGAAGACCAGUGAACCUUAG
Gongylonema pulchrum is the source of this 318-nucleotide messenger RNA. NCBI's taxonomy places the organism in Eukaryota, Metazoa, Nematoda, Chromadorea, Rhabditida, Gongylonematidae. The record is from the annotation of a GenBank genome assembly.